Molecule: messenger RNA, 390 nt
Organism: Caenorhabditis briggsae
Lineage: Eukaryota; Metazoa; Nematoda; Chromadorea; Rhabditida; Rhabditidae
Exons: 3
Coding region: 1-390 (129 amino acids)
Source: RefSeq, a predicted model, not a curated record
AUGGCACUAGUUGAUAAAGUGAUAUCAAUUCUGACCAUUCCUGAUCAAAAUACAAACGAUUCGAUCGUCAACUCGACUGAUUUAUACGCGCAAUGGGCGAGUGAAGAGGGCUACCUGCUCGCACCCCUACUACUCGUUUUUACCCUCAUUUUUUGCUGCAUUUGUGCUGGAAUUCAAAUCACUCUCUUUGUUUUGUUCAUGUGCAUUCGAAAGCUGAUCGGAGCCGACGAGGAUGAAGAAGAUUUUGGAAUUGAGAACGACAGUGAAAAAGGAGAAAAGUCUCAAAAAUCGAUGGGAUCUGAUGCGGCAUCAAAAACACCUGAAGAUGGAACUCCGAGGAGCAGAAAAUCAUUGAUCUCAUCUCAGAACAGUAUUCAGGAUUCUGUGUGA